AGCGCGUAAAAAUCGUCUAGCCUGGCCGAAACGCGUCGCAUGUCGCAUGUGAAUCAGCAAUCGGCGGCCAUUUAUCUUCCUUAUUUCCUCGAACGAAGCACAAGUAAAAAAUGCAGAAAAGAGGUUAUCCUCGUGUUUGUCUUACGUCAGACAAAAGUUGUGCAUUAACAGCAGAUUUGUCCGGAUUCUUUGCAUAAAUGAACACCGAACCAAAUUACUCAAACAUGGAGGAAGUGUUGAAACUGAUCAAUUCAAAGUAUAUCGCUCUAGACGAAAAUCAGAAAGAGUACAAUGUACGCCACCUGCUUACAGUUUUAGACCUAUUGAUAGGUAUAAUGAAAGCUAUAGACCCAUUAUUUUUGGCACUAUACAGUACAAAUUACUUUGGCGGCAGCUACUAUGAUGGUCUGAAGAUUGAGAAACCCAACGAGUUCGAUAUUGACCUCUUGCUAUCCCUUUCAACCAUCAUUUGCGUAUCUUGUAAGAGAAGGCGAUGCGGUUGUGUUAGGCUGUGUCCAAGUAAUAAGCCUGGCUGGUUAUGGCUAAAAAUCAAGGACGGGUUUUGCCCUUCCCUUAAAGUCUUUAUGAAAGAUGGGUUUGUGGAAACCAAUUUAGUUCUUAACUGGCUAAAAGGUCUUGUUUAUAAAGCCUUGCCAAAACUGGCUGAGAAGAAUGUCGAGGUUAAAACAAAUUAUUGGUCAGAGUCUGGUCCUGCAUUAACUCUAAUGAUCCGUGGAGAAUAUGGAGAUAUAGACGUAGAUCUCGUACCUUCGUUUACUUUUAACAAAGGCGAUUGGCCCCUUGGAGGAUAUAUCGAUAAUCCAACGUCAAAAUGGGAGUUUUUUAUAGUGCCCAAAUACAAUGAAACGCAGAGAUAUUGGAGAGCGUCGUUUCAAGCACAAGAAUCCAUACUUAUAUGGGGGAAGGAAAAAUUGAAGCCCUCUUUGAAAUUACUGAAAAAGAUGCGAAACAGCUUAGACCACCGGUUCCUGGCCAGUUACUUCUUGAAAACUAUAGCCUUAAAUAAUUUGAAAAAUAUCAAGUGGACCGGGUCGCUGAGCGAGGCAUUUAUGCCCUUGUUAUACGAAUAUCAAGAAUGCCUAAAAUCUGGACAAAUCCCUUAUUAUUGGAACCGUAAAAAUAAUCUGUUAGGAAUGGUAAGGAAAGACAUUCUAGAAAAUGAAUAUAAUAGAAUAAGUAAACAAAUUCGAAAGAUAGAACAAAGCUAUAAGACCGAUCCUUGUAUCAUUGCAUCAAUAAUAUUAACGCCAGAGGAAUAUAACGUAUUUAAAAAUGAUAGUCAAGCGCAAAUGUUGUGUGGAGUCAGCCAAGCAUCUUUACCGUGUCCUGAAGAAGCAUCCGGAUGGGUGUCAAUAUUUAGAAAUUUAGAAACGCCAUCGACAAGGGACCAAUCAAAUUCGGCGAGUGAUCAAGAACAACCUAGCACUAGUACCAGCAGUGGCGGUACUUCCUGGUGGCAAAUUGGAACUAUAGCGGCUGCAGGACUGAUCGCUGGUGCCGUUGGUGGAGUUUUAUACAGAGCAUUUAGAGAAGAAAAUGAAGAACUCCGUCCUGAAAAUAGACCUGCGAAUUCCAGGCGAAACUCAAACAAUCAAAAUAGAUAAAAUAUACAAUAAUUGUUUAUCUAAGUAUUUUAUACAAUAUUAUUUACCAAUAUUUACCAUAGUAUAGUAUAAAGUUUUUAGGUGAUGUCUGUACCUUUCUUUCUUAUAAAGUUUUUGUUUUAACUAGGUGU
Sitophilus oryzae (rice weevil) is the source of this 1756-nucleotide messenger RNA. Its product is annotated as cyclic GMP-AMP synthase-like. Lineage: Eukaryota; Metazoa; Arthropoda; Insecta; Coleoptera; Curculionidae. The coding region runs from base 198 to 1625 and encodes 475 amino acids. The transcript has 3 exons. The record is from RefSeq and is a predicted model, not a curated record.